GGAUAAUAGAAUAGCAGAUGAUAUUUGGAUGAUAAUAAACCAGCACUAGAACCCAAAAUCCAACCACUAUAAUGGUCGCUAUAUGCUCGGGAAUCCGCGCCGCCUACGCCUCCUCCUGCCCCGUCGCCUCCGCCGCGAAUCUAUUCCUCUGGGCCUCCUCCUCUGCUCGCGCUCCGACUUUUCUGCGGCGCAGGUGACUCCGAGAAUCUUCUUUUGGGAGGGGCCAGGGCGAGGGUAUCUCGGCGUCCAAAAGCCAUGGCCUCUGCCCAUCCCUCGCAAGGAUUGCCUUCAGGGAUGGAUCCUUCUAUGGUGGAUGAGUACGCUUCCCAGUCCAAGCUGUUGCAAGAAUUCGUCAAGAUACCCAGCAUUGGCAAGGCUUGGGUCUUCACUUCCAAAGAUGAAAACGCAUCCAGGGCAAUGGUUUCUGUUAGCCAGUCGGAUCUUUUGGCCAACAAAAAGAGGAGUUUCCUUCUAAAUACUCACAUUUCAAAAAGUUCCUCAAAGUCAGUAAGUUUCCAGUGGUCUCCCUUCCCGGUUGAAAUGAGUGGAGUGUCAGCAGUCGUUCCAUCACCGUCCGGCAAAAAGCUUCUGCUAGUACGGAAUGCUGAGGAUGAUGACUCCCCUACAAAAUUAGAGAUUUGGGGGCCCUGUCAGUUGGAGAACGAAAUACAUGUUGCACGAUCUGUUCAUGGGUCGCUGUACGCUGAUGGAUGGUUUGAAGGGAUUUCAUGGAACCAGGAAGAGACUCUUAUAGCUUAUGUUGCUGAGGAGCCUCCUCAACCAAAGCCAGAGUUCAAUGAUUCAGGUUACAAGAAGGAAGGUUCGUCUCAAAAGGACUUCAGGAGCUGGAAGGGACAAGGGGAUAUAGAAGAUAGCUGGGGAGAAACCUAUAGUAACAAAAGGAUACCUGCUUUGUUCGUCGCUAACAUCUCUAGUGGUGAAGUACGAGCAUUGAAGGGUAUACCUAGAUCGUUAAGUGCUGGCCAGGUGAUUUGGGCUCCAUCGUCUUCAUAUAGUUUGGUUUUUGUGGCAUGGUCAGAUGAUAAUGGUUUCCAAGAGACACCAAGGAAACUUGGUAUCAAAUACUGCUAUAACAGACCUUGUGCUCUGUAUGCUGCUGCUGAUCCUUUCAAGGAAGAAGCUGACAAACCAUCUACUGACUCCAAUAAGGGUGAUACUGCAGCUCUGGUCAAGUUAACAGCAGACUUGAGCAGUGCCUUUUUCCCACGGUUCAGCCCGGAUGGGAAGUAUCUUGUGUUCAUCUCAGCAAAGAGUGCUGUGGAUAGUGGAGCACACAAUGCCACAAAUUCAAUGCAUAAAAUUGACUGGCCUACCGACGGCAAACUAGAGGGGAGCCUCAGUGUUUCUGAUGUGGUACCCACUGUAAUGAGCCCUCAAGAUGGGUGUUUCCCUGGGAUGUACUGCUCUGGCUUACUUCGGUUUCCAUGGCUUUCUGAUGGACGGACUAUGAUUUUAUCUUCUGCUUGGGGAAGCAAGGAAGUAAUACUUUCUAUCAACGUUGCGAGCGGCGAAGUCUCAAGAGUUAGUCCGCAGGAUUCAGAUUAUUCCUGGAACGUUCUCGCACUUGACAAUAAUAACAUUCUUGCAGUUUCCAGCAGCCUUGUAACGCUGCCUCAAAUGUACUAUGGAUUUGAAGAUUCUCACACAGACAAGCCCUGCCAGUGGGACUGGCAGGAAAUUUCGUCUCCAUUUCCGAAGCCAUCUGAUAAGGUCAGCUCCUUGUUAGCCGAUCAUAAGUUCAGUGUAAUCAAAAUCCCAGUCAGCAAUCCUUCUGACAAACUUCCAGAUGGUGCUAAGCUCCCCUUUGAGGCUAUUUUUGUGUCUGGCAAGGAUUCAGCAAGUAGUCCAACGAUUGUUGUUCUUCAUGGUGGCCCUCACAGUGUCUACCCAUCAAGCUAUUCGAGAUCCUUGGCUUUUCUGUAUGCACAGGGAUAUAACCUGCUUGUUGUAAAUUACAGGGGCUCGUUGGGGUUUGGAGAAGAAGCAUUGCAAUCUCUUCCUGGCAAUAUUGGUUCUCAGGAUGUGAAUGAUGUAUUGACAGCUUUGGACUUUGUCAAAAAGAGAGGACUAAUAGAUGCAUCUAGAGUAGCUGUAGUUGGAGGUUCACAUGGAGGUUUCUUGACAACACAUUUGAUCGGCCAGGCUCCAGAAACAUUUGUUGCAGCAGCUGCUCGAAAUCCAGUAUGUAACUUACAAUUGAUGGUCGGUACCACUGAUAUCCCUGAUUGGUGCUUUCUGGAGGUUUAUGGAAAAGAAGGGAAAAACUGCUUUACGGAAUCUCCUUUGGCGGACACUCUUACUCAGUUUUACCAGAAAUCACCAAUAUCACAUAUUUCCAAGGUUAAGACACCAACACUCUUUCUUCUCGGAGCAAAAGAUCUCCGUGUUCCUGUUUCUAAUGGCCUACAGUAUGCAAGGGCUUUGAAGGAGAGGGGGGUUGACACCAAAAUUAUUGUCUUCCCAGAAGAUAUUCAUGGACUUGACAAGCCACAGUCCGACUUUGAGAGCUUCCUCAACAUAGGAGUUUGGUUCAAGAAGUACAUGAGCAAAUAAGCAUUGGGCUCUUAAACACAAUGAUCUCCUUGUAUUUUUCAUUCUGGUGGAUAAAUGGUUGUAAUUUAGGUCAGAGGAACCUGUGCCAUGAAAGUAGUGUUCGACUGGCAACUCUUGUAAAUAAUAUCUUCUGUGGACUUGUGGUGCUACUUUAAUGGUACUGGUAUGGAUUAGAACUUGUGAUUCCAAAAAUAAAGCUGAUGCAUUUUAGAGCUCA
Molecule: messenger RNA, 2791 nt
Organism: Aegilops tauschii subsp. strangulata
Lineage: Eukaryota; Viridiplantae; Streptophyta; Magnoliopsida; Poales; Poaceae
Product: acylamino-acid-releasing enzyme 1
Biological process (GO): proteolysis
Molecular function (GO): serine-type endopeptidase activity
Source: RefSeq, a predicted model, not a curated record